Molecule: messenger RNA, 5807 nt
Organism: Lemur catta (Ring-tailed lemur)
Lineage: Eukaryota; Metazoa; Chordata; Mammalia; Primates; Lemuridae
Gene: CSRNP2
Product: cysteine and serine rich nuclear protein 2
Exons: 4
Coding region: 1619-3250 (543 amino acids)
Biological process (GO): regulation of transcription by RNA polymerase II
Cellular component (GO): nucleus
Molecular function (GO): sequence-specific DNA binding; DNA-binding transcription factor activity, RNA polymerase II-specific
Source: RefSeq, a predicted model, not a curated record
AAAUUUAUUUUAGGAAUGUGCUUGUCUGCGACCUGUGAUGGUUGAGGUUUCUUAGGUACAUCUUGUGACUUGAAUGCAGAAUUUGAUGAGGUCUGGAUAGAUUAGGAAAUAUAAAGUUCUUAUUCAGUCUGGUUGACUUGGUAGAACUGAUCUAAGAGCAGGCAAAUCGCUUCCAAGAGACACAGUCCAGAAAAACAGCUCUGUAGCAGGCAUCUCUUGACACCACAGUAUAUUCUGGGUAGCUGCUCUGCAGUAAUGCAGCCCUGUCUUUCUGGGCAGUGUUGUUAUUCCUGCUGCAUAAUUAGCAACUAGUGAGAUCAUAGUCUGGGGAGAUUCUGGCAUUACUGAGGCAGAGCAAGGGAGGCUUCUUUCCUCAUCACACAUGGCUCUGGCUCUGACAGCAUUUCUGCUGAGCAGAUUCAUGCCCUUCUGGAACUUAAGUCCCAAGACAGAGAAGGAAAAAGAUUUAUGCCUGGGAAGUGGACUGUCUCAUACUCCUCGGUUUUGUGAAGGCGUGUUGAAAACACUGCUUGCUGUAUUGAUGUAACCAGAGUAGACUAUCACUUCUUUUGCUGUUUUCCCCUUGCUGGUUUCUUUACAGAGAGCAAAAGAUUGUAAAGAUAGGUUUUCCUUGAAUGGGAUGAUGAUAAACCAGAUGAGCCAUAUUUCAUGGAGUGUAUGAAAUUGGGAAAGAUUCUGGGUUUUGAAGCCAAUGCAGAUUCUUUAGUACCAAAUUUGACCUUUUUAGGAGUUUGGUGAAAUACUUUAUUCUUGUGAAGAUGUAGAUAAAGGGUUUUCCUGACUGUGAUUUCCUUCAAAAUUGAGAGCCUGGAGCUGUAUUUCCCAAAGUGUGUUCCAAGAAUUACUUGCCCCCUAAGAUACUUUGGAACAAACAGUGGGUUCCAUAAUCAGGUUUGUAGAAAAACUACAUUCUAUGUUUUCUCCCAGCCUUCACCAUUCUCAUCAGUAUUAUAUAUUAAGGUCCUCUAAUAGGUUUUGCCAUAAGCAGUUUUCUAAACUCUUUUGACAUAGCAGUCCUAUGUCCAUGUGAAAGCUAUAAAUGUCCUUGGAAUUAAUGUAUUUAAGAUAUACACUUUGGGAAAUGUCAGGCUAUAUUAACACUAGGAAAAAUAACUGGGUCUAGUCUUGGUUUAGGCACAGCCUAAUUCUGCUUUGGAUCCCCAGUCCCUCCCACUAGUCCCUUGGAGAGCUCUCCCGUGUGAUCAGAACAGCUACUAUUAUCUCUGGGUUAAUGAAGCUUAGAGCCCAGCUGGAUUGGAACCAAAGGCCUUCCCUCCACUGGGAAGGGUGCUGUUGCUACCCAUCUCAUUAUUCUAGGAGUGACAGACUAGAGGGGCUGAAGGGAAACAAAAGUAGGAGAAUGUUAGCUCAGUAGACAAAUGACCUAACGAGAAACCAGACAUCAGUGCUAGGUCAGGUGCUUGCUUUCUUCAGUUAGGGAGCUGUGUGUAUAGACUUGGGAGGAGUCUGGCUUCAGACAGGAAUGCUGAUUCCUCUUUUCCCCUGGGCAGAAUCCUAAUGCACCUGGCUAGCCCGUGGUGAGCAGGGGCUUUGGGGCCAACGUGGUGGGCUCCCCAAGGAAACCCCUUUGAAACCAAUGGAUGCAUUCACGGGCUCGGGUCUCAAGAGGAAGUUUGAUGAUGUGGAUGUGGGCUCUUCAGUUUCCAACUCAGAUGAUGAGAUCUCCAGCAGUGACAGUGCUGACAGCUGCGACAGCCUCAAUCCUCCUACAACUGCCAGCUUCACACCCACAUCCAUCCUGAAGCGGCAGAAGCAGCUGCGGAGGAAGAAUGUACGCUUUGAUCAGGUGACUGUAUAUUACUUUGCCCGGCGCCAAGGUUUCACCAGUGUGCCCAGCCAGGGUGGUAGCUCUCUGGGCAUGGCCCAGCGCCAUAACUCCGUACGCAGCUACACACUCUGUGAGUUUGCUCAAGAGCAGGAGGUAAACCAUCGAGAGAUUCUCCGGGAGCACCUAAAGGAAGAGAAACUCCAUGCCAAGAAAAUGAAGCUGACCAAGAAUGGGACGGUGGAGUCUGUGGAGGCUGAUGGCCUGACACUGGAUGACGUUUCAGAUGAAGAUAUUGAUGUGGAAAAUGUGGAGGUGGAUGAUUACUUCUUCCUGCAGCCACUGCCCACCAAACGGCGACGGGCCCUGCUCAGGGCUUCUGGGGUCCACCGCAUCGACGCUGAAGAGAAGCAAGAACUUCGAGCCAUCCGCCUGUCUCGGGAAGAGUGUGGUUGUGACUGUCGACUGUAUUGUGACCCAGAAGCGUGUGCUUGUAGCCAGGCUGGGAUUAAAUGCCAGGUGGAUCGCAUGUCCUUUCCCUGUGGCUGCUCCCGGGAUGGCUGCGGGAACAUGGCUGGGCGCAUCGAGUUUAAUCCGAUCCGGGUCCGGACUCAUUACCUCCACACCAUUAUGAAGCUGGAGCUGGAGAGCAAGCGGCAGGUGAGCCGCCCAGCAGCCCCAGACGAGGAGCCCUCACCCAUGGCCAGCUGCAGCCUGACAGGAGCACAGGGCUCCGAGACGCAGGACUUCCAGGAGUUCAUUGCCGAGAACGAGACAGCAGUGAUGCACCUGCAGAGUGCAGAGGAACUGGAGCGGCUCAAGGCAGAGGAAGACUCCAGUGGCUCCAGCGCCAGCCUAGACUCAAGCAUUGAGAGCCUGGGUGUGUGUAUCCUGGAGGAGCCCCUUGCUGUUCCCGAAGAGCUGUGCCCAGGCCUUACAGCCCCCAUUCUCAUCCAGGCUCAGCUGCCCCCAGGCUCCUCCGUCCUGUGUUUUGCCGAGAACUCAGACCACCCAACUGCCUCCACGGUGAACAACCCAUCCUACUUGAACAGUGGGCCCCUGGUCUAUUACCAGGUGGAGCAGAGGCCAGUCUUGGGAGUGAAAGGAGAGCCUGGUACGGAAGAAGGCCCAGCCUCUUUCCCCAAGGAGAAGGAUCUGAGCGUCUUCUCUCUCCCUGUUACCUCACUGAUGGCUUGUAGCCCCACAGACCCAGCUGCCCUCUGUAAAUCAGAGAUGGGGAAAACGUCCACUCUAGAAGCGCUAUUGCCUGAAGAUUGUAACCCCGAGGAGCCCGAGAAUGAAGAUUUCCGCCCGUCUUGGUCCCCCUCAAACCUCCCAUUCUGCACGGACAGUGAAGAAGGCUGUGGGGUGGAGAAGACCUCACAGCAGAGUGAGGAUCGGCCCCCUGAAGAUCCUUCCCUAGAACUCCCGCUGGCGGUGUGAUGUGGGGAUGGAGAUUCUGCCUCUUCCCGUUCUCUAUUUAUUCCCUUAUUUUAUCUAACGCCAUUUCGAAACAAAACUAUAGAAGCAGCUGCUGCUCCCAUGUUAUUUUAUUGAGGUCUUUGGGGAAUGGGUGGGAAAGGAGUGUUUGUACAAGUAUUUUUUAAAAGGGAAACAGUACCAAGAAGACCAGCCCCAGCUUGAUGCGGGGAUAGAGUCUUGGGGCAGAGGAGGCUGCAUGCGUAAUACUGAAUACUGAGCUUUCUGGGCCAUUGGAACAAAGAACUAGGAUCUGACAGGAGAAGCUGGGUAAUUCAAGCAGCUAUUCUUCAUGUAGGGACCAGAACGUGAGAAUUUAAACAGCAUGGCAAAGCCCCUUCUCCUUUCCUGAGCUCCAGGUGGGGUACAAGCUCACCUUUCUCAGUGGUCACUCUAAUAUCCCAUUUUGGUGUAUCAUAAUACUACAAUUGGAAAUGUCACCUGGUCGAAUCUAGAGGAAGGGGUGGAAGGGUCUCUGCUUCUGUACAAGACCUCCAGGAUUUAUAAAAAUUUAACCUGCCUUUUUCUGACCCCCGUUUGGUAAAUAAGUUACUAUUUGACAUGUUAGGUGUUCUCUGACCUGUUCCCCACACUGGGGAUUCCUGGUCUGUAACUUGAAUUGUUUCUUUCACAUAUUCUUAGGUACUAGAGUUAAACUUGUCUAUUUGUCUUUUUCCCCCUCCAUUCUUUUUCCUUUGGAGAAAAAGAGCUAGAUUGUCUGGGGAUAUGGUAUAAAGAGCCUGAGUCUUCCGUACGUGUCUGACACUAGCUGUCAGGCAGCUCUAGGUAGAUGGGGCUCACCCAUCCCAUGGGAGGGCUAUGUGGAACAUUAACUGUGUCCAAAGGAGGCAGCAGGAAGAGGCUGCUGUCUGCAAAGAUGACUUUAUUUGUGCCAUGCUUGCUUUUUCACCCAGGUGUUUCUCCCUCUUUGGGCAAUCUGAGCUUUAAUGGAAUGUAGGAUAUGGCAAUCUAAGGUCACCAACUAGUUUCUGUACUUUUUUUCUGUAUCUACCCUUGUCCUUCUUGGAUAUUCAGGGCUAGAGAGUUCUUACAAGCCAGUGUAAGUUCAACCCCAAGAAUUGCAAACGUCUGUUGGGCCCCUCCAUCUUGAUGAUAUUAAAAAACUGGAAGCCAAAUUCUUAAGGUUCCAAAGGAUUCAAGUUCUGAUUAUAACCUCUAAUGUCUAUGGAAUGGAACUCAGACCGAGUUAAAUUCAGUUCUUACCUCUGUCAGGGGAGAUACGGUUCCUGCUCCUUAUAUGUCCAGCUUAUUUUCCAAGAUCUGUUCCAUUCAACACCACCGAUUUUUUUUUUUAACUAGCAAAGUUAUCUCUGCCUCUUAAAAUGGAGGCAGCGAGGAACAAAACACUCUUCUCCAGCACCCUUUAUGCCACGCUUCACUUCUGGUAUGGCUUAUUAACCAGAAAAGAAAAAAGUGAAAAACUCUUUUGUAUGUGGGAAGAUAACUAUUUGUACUUAUCUUGCUCAUAAAGCCUUUCCUUGUGGGCUAUGAAGGCCCUGGUGUCUUAAAGCAACCUUCAUGUAUGUCAUAGCAUUUUACCUAUAAAAUCACUAAACUUAAACUCUGGGCCUGAAAGGCCUUGUACUUAAUACAGAUACAUUUUUUAGUCCAUUCUGCCUUUCCUAUUCAUUCCUAUUUUUGCUUGGUGUUUUGUUUGGAGGAAAGUUCUUAAGUACAUAGGUCCUUAUCUCUCCCUAUCCCCUAGCCUCAUAAAACAGAGUUGAGAGUCUUAAGUACCUGAGAUGUAGACAUUAUCCAGAACUCAGCUACACUCCCCUACCUUAGACUGGUACCCUCAAAUACAAGACUGAAGCUUAAUUGGGAAUUUGGCUUUGUGGAGAAAAGAAUGUUUGAAAGUUUGUGUCAGAAGGGGAGGAUGAGCUCGAUAUAUUCCCUCCAAAGGAAGGCUCUAGCUUAAUCUAAGAAGUAGAUUCCAGCUGCUCAGUAAAGGGACACAUUAGCCUUUGGGAUCAAACCAGGAAUAUCAAUCUGUAAUUAUUAAACUCAUUGCCAUGAGAUAUUUGAUAUUCUGAAAAACUGUAAUUUCUUAAUCUAAGUCCAUCCCUUCAUUAACUCUACAAUUCUGACUUACCAAUCCUAAAUUGUUGAAUGCUAAAUAUUAACAUUUAGCAUUAACUGCCUUGUCAAGCAAAGGGCCUCUCUACAACCUAGUCCAUCUCAUUUCUGGUGCUACUUGAGUUGGACAGAAUUCUAGCUCAUGGUUGCUAGGAAAGCUAGGCCUCUGAUCAUAGAACCAGAUAACUUCAGUUCCACUCAGUCUAGGCCUAGAUAAAAGGAAUGACUCUUAUUACUGCAAUUCUUAUUUUCCAAUAUUCUUUCUCACAUACUGUACACAAGUAGUAUUUUCAAUGUGAAUCCAAAGCUUGUCUGGUUCUCUGAAAACAAUUUUUUUUUUUUGCCCUUUAGGUUCUUUACAUUGUGAUAAUGCUGUAUUUAAAGAGAAUAUUUAAAUGUAAUAUUAAAGAAAUAUUCAAAAGAA